ACAAUUUCAGGCGAUGGGGGCAAGGAAGUGGGAGCAGCUAGGAGUGGCAACGUGAGUUUCCACUGGCAGGAAGACGCACUCGCAGUUGUCGGGUAUCGCCGACAUUCUCAGAUCUGAGAUUUCGCCCGAUCAGUCUGCACACUUUUCGCCACACCUCCACUGCUGCCUCAGUGCCUGCGCCCACGCUACCUCUUCGUCUUCCUACAAAAGUCUGUCAUGGACGUCUCAGACAUUUUGGCCGCACAGGCGGCGAAACAAAAGGCCGUCACUGUCGAGAAAGAAAUCCCCCUUGAAGUGGACGCGGGUUUCCUUACCGUGACAGAUUUAAACCCUAUUGACACGGAGAGCUAUGACGAGGAUGUUGAGGGUUACCUUAAGGCGACCGCUCGGGAUGGCGUCCAAGCACUCGUCUCCUCUCUGUUCUCCCUCCCUAUCACCUCUUCCCCUGACGGUCCCCUCGCAAAACUUCCUUCCCCGACAACGCAACUUCCACGCGCCAAGCCCUUACCGAAGCCCAAGCCCCCAACAAAAUGGGAGCAAUUCGCGAAGGCGAAGGGCAUCCAGAAGAAGCGGAGAGAGAAGAAGGAAUGGGAUGAGGAGAAGCAGGAGUGGGUUGACCGCUGGGGAUGGAAGGGUGCGAACAAGAAGGAAGAACGGCAGUGGAUCACGGAGGUCCCCGCAAACGCAGACGCAGACCACGAUCCUGCAAAAGCCUCACGCGAUGCACGAAAAGCAAAGGUUGCUAAGAACGAGCGGCAGCACCAGCAGAAUUUAGCUCGUGCGCAAGGACCACGCGCGAGUGGCACCGGCACCGCUCCUGCCAACAGCGAGCGAAAAACACAGAUCGACAGAACACUCGCAACCACGCGGUCAAGUACAGCAAGUAUGGGCAAGUUCGACAAAUCGCUGCAAGGCGAGAAAAAGCUCAAGGGUGUUAAGCGGAAGUUCGACCCAACCGAGGUCUCUGCAACGGCGGAGAAGUCACACAACCUUGCCAUCCUGCAAAAGCUCGAUCGGGAGCCAGCAGCGAAGAAAGUCAAGUUCUCCGGUGGAGAUCAAGUACUCAACGUACGUAAGGCGAUCCGAUCCGUCAGCAAAGGCAAGGGUAGCGCAGCGCUGGCCAGAGAGGGUGGUGGUGGUAAGGCGAAGAAGGGCAGAAGAUGAUGAUACUCUUGUAUUUCCCAGUUCUCUUCCCUUCCUUUAUCAUUCGCAGUGCAUAGGAGC
Messenger RNA from Fomitopsis serialis, 1224 nucleotides. Its product is annotated as ribosome biogenesis regulatory protein-domain-containing protein. Gene Ontology annotation, molecular function: protein binding. Lineage: Eukaryota; Fungi; Basidiomycota; Agaricomycetes; Polyporales; Fomitopsidaceae. Gene Ontology annotation, biological process: ribosomal large subunit export from nucleus; ribosome biogenesis; endonucleolytic cleavage in ITS1 to separate SSU-rRNA from 5.8S rRNA and LSU-rRNA from tricistronic rRNA transcript (SSU-rRNA, 5.8S rRNA, LSU-rRNA). The record is from RefSeq and is a predicted model, not a curated record. The transcript is spliced from 5 exons. Bases 217 to 1164 code for a protein of 315 amino acids. Gene Ontology annotation, cellular component: preribosome, large subunit precursor; nucleus; nucleolus.